This is a messenger RNA of Saprolegnia parasitica CBS 223.65, 707 nucleotides long. RefSeq lists its product as hypothetical. The record is from RefSeq and is a predicted model, not a curated record. The coding region runs from base 21 to 602 and encodes 193 amino acids. The transcript has a single exon. NCBI's taxonomy places the organism in Eukaryota, Oomycota, Saprolegniomycetes, Saprolegniales, Saprolegniaceae.
CACGAGUAACGAGCGAUACUAUGGGCUGGUGGUGGACCAUGGACGGGCACCUCCAUGUCUACGCUGCUAUCGGCGCCGCCAUGGUCGCCAAGGCCUGCCAAGAGGCGUGGCUCGCCGCCUUCUACCAGUACGAGGCGCUUGCGGCCAGAGGUAACAGCCGGCGCGUGCUCGGCCGUCUGCGCUUUGGCUACUGGUCACUCUUUGGCUCGCAGCUCGCGAAACGCUGGAUGCUAUGGCUGCCAGGCCUACUACUGGUCGCAUGGUGGGUCUGGAACCGCUACUUGUCUGGAAGCUGGAGCACCGUGAGUGUCGACACGGUCGAUGACGCCGACGUGCCCGAGCUCGAGCCCAUCGAGCCGACCAGCGUCAAGAGACCCGCAACCACAACGCCCAAGGCGACAACGACGACAACGCAGCGACAAAAGAAGACCUUGCUCACGAUCCAAGACCAAGAGGCGUCCCAGAAGCGCAAGUCGGAAAGGGCCUUUCAAGCCCUCCUCGCGCAAAAGGCCAAAUUCGAGCAUGCGACCGUCGAGCGACCGUCCGGCUGGAUGGUGUACGACGCGGCCGCAGGAAAGCUGGUGCUCGCCAGCGGCGACUAAUAGAGCGCGUUUUGAUGUAGUACGACACAGCAUGGGUCGCCCGCACGCACUUAUAUUGGUUGCCACGUCUACAAGUUGUCGGAAAUGAACUCCUUGAUCGCCCGC